Molecule: messenger RNA, 1628 nt
Organism: Zingiber officinale
Lineage: Eukaryota; Viridiplantae; Streptophyta; Magnoliopsida; Zingiberales; Zingiberaceae
Product: probable indole-3-pyruvate monooxygenase YUCCA9
Exons: 3
Coding region: 141-1382 (413 amino acids)
Molecular function (GO): N,N-dimethylaniline monooxygenase activity; NADP binding; flavin adenine dinucleotide binding
Source: RefSeq, a predicted model, not a curated record
CCCACCUCCUUAUCAACCUCAUUAAUAACUCCUCCUUCUCCUUCCUCUUCUCCCAAUUAAUUUCAAUCUCCAUUCUCCAUUGCCGACAGUUGAAGGAAGGAAGGAAGUAAGGCAAGAGUGUAUUGUCAAAUAUAUAAACCAUGGCGCCGCCGAACUUAAUGGAACAAAAUUGUAACAACUACGACGACUUCCUGUCGCGGCCAUGCACGUGGGUGAACGGCCCGAUCAUCGUCGGCGCAGGUCCCUCAGGCCUCGCCGUGGCCUCCGGCCUGCGCCGGCAAGGGGUGCCCUUUGUCGUCCUCGAGCGAACCGACUGCAUUGCGUCGCUCUGGCGGCGUCGCUCCUACGACCGCCUCAAGCUCCACCUUCCCAAGCAGUUCUGCCAGCUCCCCGGCCUCCCCUUCCCCGACCACUUCCCGGAGUACCCUUCCAAGGACCAGUUCGUCGACUAUUUGGAGUCCUACGCCGCCCGCUUCGCCAUCACCCCUCGCUUCGAUCACUCGGUGCACUCCGCCAAGUACGACGACACCAUCGGGGUGUGGCGGGUCACCGCCGUUGUCGCCGGUGCCGAGGUGGCGGAGUACAUCGGGCGGUGGUUGGUGGUGGCCACCGGCGAGAACUCGGAGAAGGUGGUUCCCGAGCUGGAGGGACUACUUGACGAGUUCGCCGGCGACGUGAUCCACGUCUGCGACUACAAGUCUGGCGAGCGGUACCGUGGCAAACGCGUGCUCGUCGUCGGCUGUGGAAACUCCGGCAUGGAGAUCUCCCUCGACCUCUGCGACCACAAUGCCUCGCCGUCCAUGGUGGUGCGAGACUCGGUUCACGUGCUUCCGCGGGAGGUGAUGGGGAAAUCGACGUUCGCGCUAGCCGUUCUGCUGCUGAAGUGGCUGCCGCUGUGGGCGGUGGAUAAAAUUCUGCUGCUGUUGGCAUGGGCGGUGCUAGGAAACGUCGCCAAAUUUGGAUUGAAACGACCUUCCGCCGGGCCUUUCGAGCUCAAGAACAAACAGGGGAGGACGCCGGUGUUGGACACCGGCGCGCUAGCCAAAAUUAAGUCCGGCGAGAUCAAGGUGGUCUCCGGAAUCAAGAGCUUCUCGCCUGGAAAAGUGGAGCUCGUCGACGGCCAAAUUCUCGACGUAGAUUCCGUGAUCUUAGCCACAGGAUAUCGCAGCAACGUCCCACAGUGGCUUCAGGGAUGUGAUUUAUUCAGCAAGGAUGGGAUGCCAAAGAGUCCUUUCCCCGACGGAUGGAAGGGCAACUGUGGGGUGUACGCAGUCGGGUUCACAAGGAGAGGACUCUCCGGUGCUUCUUCAGAUGCAGUGAGGAUCGCCAACGACAUCGGCAUGCAAUGGCAAGAAGAGACAAACCUGGCAAAGAGGAGAUGAUGGCACACCUGCAUCUUCCUCGCCCCACGGACACAGACAGGUCGUAGAUAGAUGGAGGCCAAGUUUUGAAGCACGGGUAGAUGUGCGUAUCCUCUGUAGAUAAAACAGUUAGUGAGGACCCUGUUUCCACUUUCCAUCCCACUUUCCAUCCACUGUAGAUAAAUGAAUUAUGAUUCAAAAAGAAAAAAAAAAAAGAUAUCAAUAAUCUGUAAGAUUAAGUUGAAUCAGGUUCAUCUCUAUUCUCAU